AUUAUAUGUAUUAAUUUCAUUGAAAAAAAUACUUGUCAAACAAAACGUCAACGCGGCACGCCAUCGAACGGAACACGAUUGUGGAGUAACAAACACCAUUCAAGAAGAAAGCAUCAGUCAAUCAUUAUGGCAUCGAAUGAAGGUCGUGUUCAAUCAAACUUGCAUCAGCAAGAUCUAACCAAAUUGGAUGUCACAAAAUUGUCAGCUCUUUCCCCAGAGGUCAUAUCGAGACAAGCCACUAUUAACAUUGGUACCAUUGGUCAUGUAGCCCAUGGCAAGUCUACUGUAGUAAAGGCAAUCUCUGGAGUCCAAACUGUGCGUUUCAAGAAUGAACUUGAAAGAAACAUCACCAUAAAAUUAGAGAGGCUGUCGGACUCGGUAGUGCGAAUGUACCGCGAUCGGGCUGAUGAAAGAUUUGAAAAAAUGUUUUUUGAGAAAAUUAGAAAAUCAAAGAAGCGAAAUUUAACAUUGGAUUCUGAAGAUGAAAGUGAGAUGCCUGCUGCAAAGAAAUUGAAAAAAAGUAAAAAGCAAACAAAAUCUGAGGAGUUUAUUAUUGAAAGAAUUGUCAAAUUUCAAUAUAAAUUGGGAGAGGAAUUAUUUUUUGUAAAAUGGAAAGGUUAUCCUGAAAGUGAAAACACCUGGGAACCUACUGAGCACCUUCAUAACUGCCCUGCAGUGUUAGAAGCAUUUUUAGUGGACCAAGAGUUUAAGUACUGUGAAAAAAUUGAAAAACUAAAAGAAGAAAUUUCCUUCGGAUGUCUCCUAAGUGAAGAAUCUUUAAUCGAAAGAUUGAAUGAAGUUGAGGAAUCUGAUAUAUCUAAAUUAAAAUCUUUGCUUUUGAUAAAAUUGUUGUCUAUGCUUUUUCUUGCUGAAGAAGAUGAGUUGUAUGCUGUGGAUCUAGUGCAGGAUGCUAGGAAUAUAUUGCAGAUGUAUAUUUUAACAAGGAAAAGGUGUCGUCAGUUGAUGGUCUUAAAACAGUGGCAAGAUCAUUUGAAUCAAGUUGACAAAAGCCAAAAACUGACUGUCAUUAAUGAUGCUGACUUAGCAGGACCUCCAGAAAACUUUACCUAUAUAAAUUCUUCCAUACCUGGUGUAGGUAUUACAAUACCAGAUGAACCCCCUAUUGGCUGUGAAUGCACAGCUUGCAAUUGUCGAUCAAAAACUUGUUGUGGUAACCAAGGUGGUUUAUUUGCAUACAAUGCAAAGAAAAGAUUACGGGUUGCUUCUGGCACACCAAUAUAUGAAUGUAAUAAAGCAUGUAAAUGCUCAAAUGAUUGCAAUAACAGAGUUGUACAAGGAGGAAGAAAUAUCAAAUUGAGCAUCUUUCGCACAUCAAAUGGUUGUGGUUGGGGGGUGAGAACUGACCAACCUAUAAAACAGGGGCAAUUUUUAUGCCAAUAUGUUGGAGAAGUAAUUACUUUUGAGGAAGCUGAAAAACGGGGCAGAGAAUAUGAUGCCCAAGGUUUAACUUACCUCUUCGAUCUUGAUUUUAAUUCUGUUGAGAACCCGUAUGUAGUUGAUGCUGCCCACAUGGGUAAUGUAUCCCAUUUUAUAAACCACUCCUGUGACCCUAAUCUUGGUGUAUGGGCAGUUUGGGCAGACUGCUUAGAUCCUAAUCUUCCAAUGCUGGCUUUGUUUGCAACGCGUGACAUUGAACCAGGUGAAGAAAUAUGUUUUGAUUAUUUACAAAAAUCUUCUGAAAGCGAUGACAUUGAAACAUCAUCAUCUAUUCCAAUGUCAAGCCAAGAGAGCAGUGCUGAUGAUGAGAGUUCAAGAGUUCCCAAUGGCUCAGAAGGAGGCAUGGCGGCUUCUCCAACUUCACCUGUAAAAUCACGAUUUGAAAUACAACAGCAAAAUAUAGCUAUGCUGAGAAAUAGAACAGAAUGCAAGUGUGGAGCAGCAAAGUGCAGGAAAUAUUUGUUCUAAAUGUACUCACAGUGAAUCAGAAUAUAAUGCUUUUCUACAUCUUCUACUUCAGCAUAUAUUCGCCUAACUCUAUCGAAGGUUUUUUUGACCGGUUAUCCCGGCAUGGUUUCCUACAUAACAUAUGUUAGAACUUGACUACAAUUCUACAAUAAAAAGUUAGGUUUUAAGAAUUUAUUUCUUAAAAGAAUACAUGUAUUCACUUAUAGAGAAACAAACUAAUUUUCGAGAAAGAUACUAAGAAGUUUUUUUAAUUUUGAACUUCUAAGAUUUUUUUUUAUUUUUUUUAUUGAAGGACAAUAAGUGGAACAAGUGAAAAAUUGUAUAUCUAUCUUAUCUUUCUCAAAUAUCUCUCUACCUAAAAUAAUUCUACUAUCAUUGUAACAGCAAACAGAAAGUGUGGUAGUUAGGUAUAUUGAAAUGACAGUGAAUGUGGAUGACAUAAUGAAUGACAGCCUGCCUGCAUGCCUUUCUUUUAUGAGCAGUCGGAAGUUAUUCAAAAAGACUACUCCAGCAGUGAAUGUUGGUCUGAACCCUAAUGAAUGAGAGUGAAAUUUGGGUUUGACACAAGAAGCAUAAAAAAAAUAAAUGCAGGGGAAAUAAAACUGUUAAGGGGUGUGACAGGUGUAGGAGUCAGGAUAAAGAUGUUAUAAGGGAAUGCUGUGAUGUGGAAGAAGAUGUCAAGGAAAAGAAAAGGUUAUGCUUAAAUGGCUUGGUCAUGGGGAAACAAGCUAAAUUAAAGUAGGUUACAUUUCUUUCUCAGUGGGAUUCCCACUUGCCACGAUCCCUGCUUCACCCUUGCCUCUCCAAUGAAGAUAAUCUGUGCUCACUGUAAUUUUUCCAUCUUUUCAAAGGCCAAUGUUUUUGUUUUACCUACAUUCAAUUUCAUUCCUUUCGUCUUCAACUACAGAUUACUAUCUCCUGUAAGUCCUUAAAGGUAAAAUCUGAUUUUCAGCAUACAAAAGACAUUUGGGGAGUAACUUAUUCAUCAUUAAUGUUAAUGAAUAAGUUACUCCCCAUUAUUAUUAAAUCCCCCUUCACACUCUAAAGCAGGUUAAGGAAAGCACAUGCAAAAGUAGUGUAAAUGGAAUUUAGGAUAUUAAAGGCUUAACUGGAUGAAUGUAUCUUGAUCAAAUCGGAAUGUUCAAGUAAAAAGUCAGGUCAAGAGUACCCAUACGCGACGUGAUUGCAUUACAGCGGCAAGCGGAAAGAUGCACUCUCUGCCUAACGGUCUGAGAAAACGGUGUGAUCAGAAUUAUUUAUUUUAGUUAUGUACAUCAAGGAAAAAUGUACAACUAGAACCUAAGUUCUAAGAUUUUCUUUGAUCUAAACUAAAGAAAAUCUUUACUAGAGCACUACUUAUUUCUAAAGAAAUUUUCUUCUAGUAGGCCCUUUAAUAAUUAAUAAUAUGUAAUUAUGUAGGUAUCUUAUUGUAGGAAAUAAUAUGUUGUUUAUAGGUGUUAAGAUUUUAUCUAUACUUAUAUUAUAAAGCUGAAGAGUUUGUUUGUUUGAAGCGCUUAUCUCAGGAACUACUGGUUGAAAUUUAAAAAUUAUUUUUGUGUUGAAUAGACCAUUUAUCGAGAAAGGCUUAAGGCUAUAUAACAUCACGCUGCAACUAUUAGGAGCGAAGAAAUAAUGGAAAAUGUUAAAAAAAACGGGGCAAAUUAUUGAGGGCUCAAUGGUGCCCAAAAUAAAUAUUCCACGCGGACGAAGUCACGGGCACAGCUAGUUACAUAAUAUUUUCAUUAGUGAAGAAAUACUUCAAAUUUUAAUGUAAAAGGUUUUUUGAUGUUAUAUAUUUUCACAACAUAACUAUAUAUUUUUAUGGAAGCUUUUUUUAUUAUUUUUCCCCUAUUUGUUAAAGAUCUGAACCAAUAAAUUGUGAGUUACUAAUAGUACGGAGACUCAAAAUUAUUUAAGCAUUAUCAUUUUCUGUUUUGAGCUUGGAUAUAAUUAUAUGAGGUGCAUUUUAGCUUCAAAAUAAAAUUAAGUUUCAAAAGUCUGUUUUAUACCAGCAUUAUAUUUUUUAUUCAAAAAAGCAGCUAACAAUUCUAAUUAUUUGAAUGUACUGGUUAUACUUACUAUUUAAUUUUUAUUACAACAAAAAAUAUUGAACAAGAAUUACUUAAUGAUGUCCCUAACGUUAUUGAAGUAAUAUAGCAAUACAAUUCUACAUUUUUAAUAUAAAAGGGUGCUCUUACUUGUGCCUUAAUUGUUAUACUUAAUACAUAGGUAUUAUUUAACACUAUUGGUCGUAAAAAUGUAAUUAAAUGUAAUUUGCCAACAAAAAAAUUUUAUAGUAUCAGUUUCUUUGAAGUCUCAAAAUGGCUUCGCUUGGUACGAAAAUUAAUAUUUUUAAUUGAUAUUGGAAUGCAUAUGGAAUCACACUAGAUAAGUGAGGUAGGACUUAUUUUGGAAUGGUUAAGGUAAAUAAAACAUAAGGCAUGCAAAAUGUUUUUAUUAUUCCAUCUUUUCUUUAUCUCUUUAACUAAUGCCAAGUACAAAUAUUAAGGACUUUUCUUAGAAUGCCUGAAAUAUGUUAUCUUUCAAAAUUAAAAAUACCUUAUUACUUUAAAAAACACUCCCUGGCUGCGUGGAAAUCAAUGAAUAGGUCAUCGGGCGUGGGCAGACUUAUAGACAGGCAUGAGAGAAAAGGGUAUUACACUAUCAAUGACCUCUGUGUCUAUGUUAGCGUGCAGGGAAUGGAUCGCUUACCGUCCCGUGCCCCCGAUGUCCUUUUAAGACUUUUUGGACCAUCUUGAUAUAAGUCUCCUUCAACGUUUUCUAUUCCUUCCACAUUGAGUUAUCUGAAUCAAACAAAAACUCGUU
Messenger RNA from Amyelois transitella, 4752 nucleotides. It is a transcript of the gene Eif2g, whose product is annotated as eukaryotic translation initiation factor 2 subunit 3. Gene Ontology annotation, cellular component: cytosol; nucleus; eukaryotic translation initiation factor 2 complex. The coding region runs from base 127 to 1926 and encodes 599 amino acids. Gene Ontology annotation, molecular function: translation initiation factor activity; GTPase activity; histone H3K9 methyltransferase activity. The transcript is spliced from 4 exons. Gene Ontology annotation, biological process: formation of translation preinitiation complex; positive regulation of translational fidelity. Lineage: Eukaryota; Metazoa; Arthropoda; Insecta; Lepidoptera; Pyralidae. The record is from RefSeq and is a predicted model, not a curated record.